Molecule: messenger RNA, 2513 nt
Organism: Anoplophora glabripennis (Asian longhorned beetle)
Lineage: Eukaryota; Metazoa; Arthropoda; Insecta; Coleoptera; Cerambycidae
Product: proton-coupled amino acid transporter-like protein pathetic
Exons: 6
Coding region: 196-1563 (455 amino acids)
Biological process (GO): amino acid transmembrane transport
Cellular component (GO): vacuolar membrane
Molecular function (GO): amino acid transmembrane transporter activity
Source: RefSeq, a predicted model, not a curated record
CAGUCUGCAGUGUAGGAUCAGUUGGUAAUUGCCCCAUCCACAGAGUGCAAGAUGAAGACUGACUAUGGAACUAUCAAUUCUGGACAAUUUGUUCGUACUUUGUCUUCGUAUGACGUAAAAUUGGACAUAUUUGUAGAGGGUUGGUUUUGUACACAACAAUGACAAGAAACCAAGCCCAUCCUCGCAAAGCCCGCCAUGCAGAAGUACGAGGAGAAGCAGCGCCUCCUCGACAGCGACCAGCAGAGCGAGUCCACCUCCAUAGACCUAGAUGACGUCACCGCCGGAUCGAACGACCCGGUCUUCAACAGGAAACUGGAACACCCCACCUCCAACUUCGACACCAUGGUGCACCUCCUCAAGGGCAACAUCGGCACCGGCAUCCUCGCCAUGCCGGAUGCCUUCAGGAACGCCGGUUGGGUCGUGGGGCUCUUCGGAACCAUGUUCAUGGGAUUGGUCUGUGCCCAUUGCAUGCACAUGUUGGUGGGGUGCUCGCACGAGUUGUGCAGGAGGACGAAGAAGCAGUCUUUGAACUUUGCGGAGGUGGUGGAGAGCGCGUUUUCCACCGGGCCGGAAUCUAUACAGAAAUACGCGAAGCUUGCCAGGACAUUAAUAAACGUUUUCCUCUGCAUCACCCAACUCGGAUUCUGCUGCGUAUACUUCGUCUUCGUCGCUGCCAACAUCCAUGAUGUCGUCAAACACUACUUCUUCGACAUGAGCGUCCACUGGUAUCUCCUACUGCUGCUCCUUCCAAUGGUACUACUCAACUGGGUGAAAAGUUUGAAAUAUCUCACCCCUGCGUCACUAUUCGCUUCGAUAGUGACAUGCAGCGGACUGGUUAUUACAUUCUUCUACAUGCUGCACGGGUUACCGAGUAUCACCUCAGUGCGAGCCUUUUCGUCUUGGUCUCAACUGCCUCUUUACUUUGGAACGGCUAUCUACGCCUUCGAAGGCAUUGGAGUGAUUUUGCCUUUGGAAAAUAACAUGAAAAGCCCCCAAGACUUCGGUGGUCCGACGGGAGUUCUUAACACUGGCAUGGUUAUUGUAGCGGCACUGUAUACGGGCGUCGGAUUUUUCGGUUACCUCAAAUAUGGAGAUAUGGCUGUGCAAGGAAGCGUCACCCUUCUGUUGCCUGCAGAUGAAUUACUGGCACAAUCUGUUCGGGUGAUGAUGGCCGUAGCAAUUUUCCUCUCUUACAGCCUGCAGUUCUACGUUCCUUUUAACAUCGUAUGGCCUAGUAUCAAAAAGCACUUUGAGACAGAGAAAACCAAAGACGUAGCAGAAUACAUCACCAGGACAGUCCUAGUAUUUAUAACUUUCAUAUUUGCUAUCGCCAUUCCCAAUUUGGGGGCGGUGAUAUCUCUAGUGGGAGCUUUCAGUAGCUCCGCUCUAGCUCUAAUUUUCCCGCCUCUUAUCGAAAUCGUCACGUUUUGGCCUGACGAUCUUGGUAGGAAUAAGUGGAUAUUGUGGAAGGAUAUUUUUAUUAUCCUUUUUGGUUUCGUAGGCUUCUUAGUGGGUUCGUACGUGAGUUUGCUGAAUAUAUUGUACCCCGAACAGCAAAUGUAAUUAUUUUCGUGGGGUUAAAUGUCAUUUUCUAAUUUCCUGACAAUAUUAACGAUGACAAUAACGUUGUAAGAUCAUAAGAUGAUCGCGCGGAGGGUGUGACAAGAGAUGUGAGUUUCUUUGGUGAUUCCUAGGACCAAAAAUCAAGGUUACAAGUUAAACUAAACAUUGAAUUAGACAAUCGAUAUACUUAUGUAGAUGUUUUAUAAUAAAUAAAUGAAUGUAUUUUGGUCCUUGGAUCAUAGGGUUACAUCUCGUGUAGAAGUAAUCAUCUGCUUAUACAACCAAAUACAUAUGUUGUUCUAAUUUAGGUUAUGUUUGCUGAAUGUAAGGCUUUUAAAUGAAUUAGGAUAUAAUUCUUGAAGAUAUGUACCAUUAUUGGAGAUUUUCCUGUAUCAAAAGCUUUAAAAAUGUUUCCAAGUAAUAAUUUAAAGUAUUGUAUUGCCACUAAAGAGGGCAGUAUAAUAUUGCUCUCCUCUGUGUUUUCAACGAAGACCUCUCUGAGUUGCUUUGGAAUCCUGAUUUGAUUUGCAUGAUAAAAAAAUUAAGAUCGACUCUGUUAUUCCUAUUCUAUUUUGUGAUUCAUAAAUGUUAGUUCUAUAGUGUGCUUGUUGCUGGGUCUCUUUUAGAGGCUGUGUUAUUGUUUUAUUUUAACGAUUGUCCGUAUUUACAAAUUCGACUUAUUUUCGUACAAUUUUGUAAUUUCGCUAUUUAUUGUAGAUUUUAUUUAUGUAUAUUUAUGUACAUAUCAUUUGUAAUAUAUUCCUCGUAAGUAUUAUCUCAUAUCACUGAGGGUGAGUCUAAAAUGUACGUUUUUAGGUACUUAUUUUAUUUGUGAUCAGUAUUGAAAAUACUUUACACUUGCCUAUAUUUUUUCAUGCCAAUUUAAUGUAUAGUGUUAUAUUUUUAAUUGUUGUACUGAGGUGUGAAAUAUAUUUUAUUUCAGAGAUUUA